Penicillium hordei is the source of this 1659-nucleotide messenger RNA. RefSeq names its product cytochrome P450. NCBI's taxonomy places the organism in Eukaryota, Fungi, Ascomycota, Eurotiomycetes, Eurotiales, Aspergillaceae. Gene Ontology annotation, molecular function: monooxygenase activity; heme binding; iron ion binding. The record is from RefSeq and is a predicted model, not a curated record. The transcript is spliced from 3 exons. Bases 1 to 1659 code for a protein of 552 amino acids.
AUGGAGUCCAAGGCCCGUGAAGGCAUCAAUUGGCUGGGAUUUCAAUUGCACCAACUCAAGGAACAGGAGCAUGCUGGACCAGUCUUCACGGCAGUGGUGGUGCUGCUGCUUACCUACAUGGUCUACACCAUUAUGUAUGCUACCGACAUUCCUCACAUCAAGGGCAUGCCAGAAAUCCCUGGCGCUGUUCCCGUGUUUGGACAUCUUCUCAAGCUAGGCGAGGAUCAUGCUACAGUUUGUGAAAAAUGGUGGCGCCAGUACAACCACUCUGUCUUCCAGAUCAAGCUAGGCAACACCAGGGCCGUCGUUGUCAACUCGUUCGAUGACUGCAAGAAGAUGCUCCUCGGCAACCAGAAUGCAGUCAUUGACCGACCCAAGCUCUACACCUUCCACGGCGUAAUCAGCAGCACCCAGGGCUUUACCAUUGGAUCUUCGCCCUGGGAUGAGUCCUGCAAGAAGAAGCGCAAAGCUGCCGGUACCGCUCUGGGUCGCCCUGCUUUGAGGAACUACUACCCCAUGUUUGACCUAGAGAGCUACUGCAUCCUACGAGAUAUGAAAAAGGACAGUUGCGACGGUCAGAUCGAGAUUGACAUUCGGCCGUAUAUCCAGCGAUACGCGCUUAAUACAACUCUAACCCUCUGUUACGGCAUUCGUAUGGACGCUGUCUACGAUGACCUGCUCCGCGAGAUUCUCCACGUAGGAUCGUCUAUUUCCCUACUACGCAGCGCCUCCGAGAACCUACAAGAUUAUAUUCCGGCCCUUCGAUAUGUUCCUAAUAACAAGAAGACCGCCCGUUCAAAGGACCUUCGCGAGCGACGCGACGCUUAUCUAGACCUUCUCUUGAACAAGGUACGUGAGAUGAUUAAGAACGGUACCGAUAAGCCUUGCAUCUCUGCUGCUAUUCUCAAGGACCAGGAGACCAAGCUCUCUGGUGUGGAAGUCUCUUCAAUCUGCUUGUCUUUGGUUUCUGGUGGUUUUGAGACUAUUCCUGGAACUUUGACCUCGUGUAUUGGAUCCCUGUCUACCGAGGAAGGACAGGUAUGGCAGGAUCGGGCCUACGAAGAUAUCAAGCGACACUACCCCAACACCCAAGAUGCCUGGAGUGGAUGUUUUAAAGAGGAGAUAAUUCCCUACAUUAAUGCUAUUGUAAAGGAGGCUGGCCGAUACUACACCGUGAGCUCUAUGAGUCUUCCUCGAAAGACCGUCUCCGAAGUCAACUGGAAUGGUGCCAUCAUCCCCCCUAAGACUAUGAUCUUGAUCAAUGCCCAAGCGGGCAACCAUGAUAUCGAUCAUUUCGGACCGGAUGCUGGCAGCUUUAGCCCCGAGCGGUGGCUCAAGUCUCUCAACCCUCCAACUGAGGCCGAAAUCAGCGGGCUGGGUCACUUGAGUUUCGGCACUGGUUCUCGUGCUUGUUCAGGCCAGUACAUUGCUUCUCGCCUCUUGUACUCCGCACUAGUAAGGAUUCUAUCGUCCUAUAGGAUCGUAGCUAGCAAGGAAAACCCUCCCAAUACCGACUAUGUCGAGUAUAACCAGUUCAAGACGGCGCUGGUUGCUAUUCCCAGGGAGUUUAAGGUCAAACUGAUUCCUCGUGAUACGAACAUGACGGCCCAGUGCUUGGAUCUUGCCGAGCAGAGGACCAGAGAGCAUUACAAGGAGUAA